AUGCAUCAUAUUCAUCAGCCGAUCAAAGUGUGUUAUCGUCUGUGGUACUUCAACGGAUGGGAAACUAAAGAUCUUGGUGAUAAUAUUCGAUCCCAUAGUCCUAUGCUCGAUGACGGAUCCGGGCAGCGCAAAGAAGGGUCUCAUCAGCGAUUGCCUAUGGAUGAUGCGAGUAUCGACGCCCAAACAUAUUGA
Messenger RNA from Penicillium soppii, 192 nucleotides. RefSeq lists its product as uncharacterized. Lineage: Eukaryota; Fungi; Ascomycota; Eurotiomycetes; Eurotiales; Aspergillaceae. Bases 1 to 192 code for a protein of 63 amino acids. The record is from RefSeq and is a predicted model, not a curated record. The transcript has a single exon.